AAGGCGGAGGGGAAAAGUGAAGGUCAGCUCCCACCUGGGUCUGGAAAUUGCACCAUGGGUCUCACCAAGCAAUAUCUGCGCUACACAGCUAGUGCAUUGUUUGGAGUGAUUGCUAGCCAGAAAGGCAACAUCGUCUAUGUGACCCUGCGGGGCGAAAAGGGCCGCUAUGUGGCAGUGCCAGCUUGUGAGCAUGUCUUCAUCUGGGACACCCGGAAAGGCGAGAAGGUUCUCAUCCUUCAGGGUCUCAAGCAGGAGGUCACUUCUCUCUGCCCAUCCCCAGAUGGGUUGCACUUGGCUGUUGGAUAUGAGGAUGGAUCGAUCCGUGUCUUCAGCCUCCUAAGUGGUGAAGGGAAUGUCACUUUCAAUGGACAUAAGGCUGCAGUUAUGACUCUACAGUAUGAUCAGCUGGGAGGCAGACUGGUGUCUGGCUCAAAGGACACAGACGUCAUUGUGUGGGAUGUCAUCAACGAGAGUGGGUUGUACCGGCUGAGGGGGCACAAGGAUGCUGUCACGCAGGCGCUCUUCUUGAGAGAGAAGAACCUCCUGGUUACCAGUGGUAAAGACACCUUUGUGAAGUGGUGGGACUUGGAUACGCAGCACUGCUUCAAAACACUGGUUGGACACCGUACUGAGGUGUGGGGACUAGCCUUUGUGUCACAAGAGAAGCGUCUCAUCACUGGCGCUGCAGACAGUGAGCUCAGGGUGUGGAACAUUACCUACAUCCAGGAGCAGGCAACAGACCCUAAUGAGCCAGAAUCCAAGAAAAGCAAAGGGUCUCUAGCUAAAGCAGAAAAGACUUCUGAAGUGGAUGAGAUCUCAGACCUGGAUGAGACGCCGGAGGAGCGCCUCCUGAGGUGCAACAAAGCUGGCUCCAUCAUGCGGGAAGGAAGAGACCGAGUAGUUACUCUCGCCACUGACCGGACAGGCAGGAUCCUAGCCUGCCAUGGAACAGACUCUGUUCUGGAAGUAUUUUGUGUCCUUACUGAGGAUGAAAUUUGCAAGAAAAAGGAAAAGAAAAUGAGAAAAGCAAAGAAAAAAGCCAAACCGAAGUCUGAGGAGGAGGAAGAGGAGCCUGAAGGAAGCGUUGAGAUGAGUCUGCAAGAAGAGAUUCAGCGAGUCACUAGCAUCAAAGCUUCUGCUAAAAUCAAGUCGUUUGACUUGAUUCUGUCUCCGAAAGGAGAGCUGAAGGCCACCUUACUGCUCCAGAACAAUACCAUCGAGUCAUACAUCCUGAUCCCAUCAGCACAGGUCCCCCAAGUUGUCCGUGCAUCCAAGAUAACCAUUGGAGGUCACCGCAGUGAUGUCAGGACACUGGCUUUUAGCUCUGACAACAUUGCUGUCCUCUCAGCUGCUGCUGAAUCUGUUAAGAUCUGGAACAGGUCGACCCUGCAGUGUAUCCGGACUAUGGCGUGCGAGUAUGCGCUCUGCUCACUCUUUGUCCCGGGAGAUCGGCAGGUCAUCAUAGGAACUAAGACAGGGAAGCUGCAGCUGUAUGAUUUGGCCUCUGGGAGUCUGCUGGAGACACUUGCAGCGCACGAUGGGGCCCUGUGGUCCAUCUCCCUUUCACCAGACCAGCGUGGCUUUGUAACAGGAGGUGCUGAUAAAUGUGUCAAGUUUUGGGAUUUUGAGCUGGUGAAGGAUGAGAAUGGCACACAAAAGAGGCUCUCCAUGAAGCAGACACGCAUCUUGCAGCUGGAUGAGGACGUUCUCUGUGUGCGUUACAGCCCCAACCAGAAGCUGCUGGCCAUCUCCUUAUUGGAUUGCACUGUGAAAAUCUUCUACACAGACACGCUCAAGUUUUUCCUGUCUCUGUAUGGACACAAGCUGCCGGUGCUCUGUAUGGAUAUCUCCUAUGACGGGGCCUUAAUUGCAACUGGCUCUGCUGAUAGGAAUGUGAAGAUCUGGGGCUUGGACUUCGGCGACUGUCACCGGUCUCUUUUUGCUCAUGAUGACAGUGUGAUGACCCUCCAGUUUGUGCACAAGUCCCAUCUCUUCUUCACGGCCGGGAAGGACCACAAGAUUAAGCAGUGGGAUGCGGAUAAGUUUGAGCACAUCCAGACCCUGGAGGGACACCACCAGGAGGUGUGGUGCUUGGCACUCAGUCCAAGCGGAGACUACAUCGUGUCUUCAUCGCAUGAUAAAUCCCUCCGCCUUUGGGAAAGGACAAGGGAGCCACUCAUCCUGGAAGAGGAGAGGGAGAUGCAAAGGGAAGCUGAAUACGAGGAGAGCGUGGCUAAGGAAGAGCAGCCUGUGGUGGCUGGCGAGACCCAGGGAGAGACUGGAUUAGCAGGAAAGAAAACCAUUGAAACUGUCAAAGCGGCUGAGCGGAUCAUGGAAGCUAUCGAGCUGUACAGAGAAGAGACUGCAAAACUGAAGGAGCACCAGGCCAUAUGUAAAGCUGCUGGGAAAGAGGUUCCCCUUCCUGUCAACCCCAUCCUUCAGGCCUAUGGAAAUAUUUCACCCUCAGCAUAUGUGCUAGAAGUUUUCAAGAAAGUCAAGUCAAGUGAGCUGGAGGAGUCUCUGCUGGUGCUGCCCUUCUCGUAUGUGCCUGACCUGCUUGUGCUCUUUAAUGAGCACGUCCAGUGGGGCUCGGAGGUGGAACUCCUCUGCCGUGCGCUCCUCUUUCUGCUCAGGAUACACUUUGGGCGCAUCACAAGCAAUCAGCUGCUCGUGACAGUGAUAGAGAAUCUGAAGAAAACCACCAUUUCCAAAGUCAGUGAGGUCAGGGCACCAACUGCCGGAGUGCUGUGACUGGGUAGACCCCUCCAGUCAAAAAGAGGUCCUGGCUCACCACACUACUAGACAAUCUUGUCGCCUGUCCCAGAUCCUCCUCCAACUCCACUUCCUUGCUCACCACUUCGCCCUCAGGGUUGACUCUGCUGUCUGCUGCCUCCAGCGCCCUAGAAGUAUCCCUGGAGCUCUUGGGGAUGGAAAUGGGGUUGCCACCAAGGAUGGCAGGUCUUCGGCACCAGAGUGACAGUUUGCCUCCCUUGCCUUCUGGUAUGACUUUCUCAGCUCCUUGAUCUUAGCACAGCACUGAUGCGUGUCCCUUUCGUGCCACUUCUCCAACAAUCUGCCCGUAAGUAUCAAAGUUCCUACGGCUGGAGUGGAGCUGGGAUUGCACAGCCUCUUCUCCCCACAGACCCAGCAGAUCCAACAACCCCGGAGUACUUCAGGGGGGAACACAUUUACUGCGGGAAGCUGGCAUGGUCAGCUGGGAAGAUGUGAUGUAAGCUGUCCAUGCUGAGCAAACAGGAAGUGGAAUUUCAAAAAUUCCCAGGCCUUUAAAGGGGAAGUGGUGCAUGCCUGCGUACUUGGCUUCAGAGCAGUGGAGUUCAAACCGCUGACCAGAGCUGUCAUGAUGGGCAUUGUGGAACACCUCCUGGAGGCCACUUAGGGUGACAUAAGCAAUUGUGAUGUUCACACUGUGUCGCUCUAAUUUUGUUGCAAAAUCUGUGCAUCUCGUCCAAGUGGUUUUAUUAUGUUGGCAUAUCAGGAGAGUUAAAUCGGCAGGAGGAGAAUGUAAUGUGUACACCUCCACUGUUUUGCUGAUGAAAGCUGACUUUUGUCAACAAAACUAUUAGUGUACACAAGGCCUUAAACUGUAAUCUUUAGCUUUCAGCAUUAACACAUUAUGGAGAUGAAUGGGGCAGUUCACACCUCUUAGAGCUAUUGUUUUAGGCCCUCUGCCGACUCAGGAAGCCAACACAGCAUCAUUUAUACUCAGGUUACAUUUUGAAUGUUUUCUUUACAACCAUAAGGACCAGAACAUGUAGUUUAAAAAAAAAAAGUUCAGUUGUGGAGUUCAAAUCCACUGCAGGGAAGUGGAUAAUGCAGCAAAUUCUGUGGUUCUGUAUUAUGUAGGGCCCUGACUAUGCCACACACAUCAGCAGAUAGGGCAGCUGCUGCAAGCCUCAAACGGGCAUGUUGCAGGGUGGCUGCCACCCAAGCUCCAAGCCAGUUUGCUGCAGGGCAGUUGCCAUAUGCUGUGUGUAUGACUUUGCUUUUAAAAUGUAAGAUGAAAACUUUCCCCCUUUUUGGAGCAAAAUUCAUUACUACACUCAACCACAGCCGCUGAGCUGCUGCCUUUCUGGAAAGAGCAGCCCCACUAACACUGAAAGCAGAGAGAGCGGCAGAGCACAGACCCAGCUAGGAAAUAUUGUCUACCACCUGUCUAAAGCCUGGUGCUAGUUGCUCUGAAGUGCUAAAUCUACUUAUGUGUUAGGAAUCUGCUGUCAUUCCUCUACGUACUCUGUGCUACUGCCCUCACUCUCUUGCCUAGAAUUAGUUACAUUUUAAUCCUAUUAUUUCUAUGAUUGUGUUUUCUGUAGCCAGAUGUUUUAGAAUAUCAUUCCAAUAUGGAGGUGUGACGUUAUUGAUAUAAUCUGGGACCAUAUAGAUCAUUGGUGCAACCAAGGUCCUGUAGUGGCACCAAAUCUUGUAUAAAGGGGGUCAAAUGAGGUGUCUAAGACAAGGGAGACAUCCCA
This is a messenger RNA of Chrysemys picta bellii (western painted turtle), 4487 nucleotides long. RefSeq names its product WD repeat domain 3 (gene WDR3). The record is from RefSeq and is a predicted model, not a curated record. Gene Ontology annotation, cellular component: small-subunit processome; Pwp2p-containing subcomplex of 90S preribosome. Lineage: Eukaryota; Metazoa; Chordata; Testudines; Emydidae. Gene Ontology annotation, molecular function: protein binding; snoRNA binding. Gene Ontology annotation, biological process: maturation of SSU-rRNA.